Molecule: messenger RNA, 1188 nt
Organism: Colletotrichum graminicola M1.001
Lineage: Eukaryota; Fungi; Ascomycota; Sordariomycetes; Glomerellales; Glomerellaceae
Product: helix-loop-helix DNA-binding domain-containing protein
Exons: 2
Coding region: 1-1188 (395 amino acids)
Molecular function (GO): protein dimerization activity
Source: RefSeq, a predicted model, not a curated record
AUGCCGCGUCCGACGUUACCACCCACGCCGGCGUCCUCGACGGACAUAAAGGGCCAAGACGGUUCCAAUAACCUCAACUCACUACAGCUCUCCUUCGAGUUGCCGCCCCCUGCCAUUAUCCAAGACGCCUCGAGAAUCUCCCCCAAGGGCACACGGACGUCCCCUAACGCCGACUUUCAGUCCAUCCUGCCCUCCAAGACAGCGUCAUAUCCGGUACAGCCCAGCGAGACGGUAAAGUCCCGCCGGCGUUCGUCAGCGGCUCAAAGGGCGGCUUCAAACCAAACCUUCGCGCUGCCCCCGCCGCCGACGCGGUCUCGCAAAAUCAUCCAGAUGAAGCCUCGUGCGGCGCAGGAGGAACCUGAGGAGGCACCGGUGGUGACCGGUCCUAAGUCGGGGACAUCGGGUUCGGGAAAGGCCGUUGCCGCGGCUGCGGCGGCCGGAACCGCCACGACAGUGCAAGGCAAGAAGAAGCAGCCUUCGACGACGAGCGCGGCGGGUCGCAAGAUUGCCAGGAAGACGGCGCAUAGCCUGAUUGAGCGGCGUCGGAGAUCAAAGAUGAAUGAGGAGUUUGCUGUGUUGAAGGGCAUGAUCCCGGCCUGCACGGGGGAGAUGCACAAGUUGGCUAUCUUACAGGCAUCAAUCGAAUACGUGAGAUAUCUUGAAGAUUGCGUCGCCAAGCUCAAGGCUCAACGGGACGCGUCCGAGGCCCGCUCACCCACCGAGUCCGGCCUGCAGACCCCCGCAGGCCGUGGCGAUUCGUGGGGCCCCAUCCCGCAGUUCCUCCCCAAAUAUCAAGAAGACCCCGACGACGUCGAGAUGACCGACUCGGAAGCCUCGUCGCCAGUCUUACUCCCCCAGGACGCCACCUCGAGGCACCGCCACGACUCGUACUCCUCCGUGUCGACGGACCACACAAGACAACACAACUAUAGCACUUCCACGACGACGUCGCCUGCCUUUGGGCCACAGACGUAUGUCGGCUACAGGCACGGCGGCGGGCUCGGGUCGGCGCUUACUAGUCCCGCUUUGACGCCGCAAAGGGACCUGGACCAGGAGGCAACGGCUGCUUUGUUGAUGUUGAAUAGCGAUCGGAGGGGCACCGUCGGGGAUGCGAGUAUAGGUGCCAGUGCCGGUGCCGUGAGGAGUGCCGGAAGGGGUAUGUCGGUGAGGGAUCUGCUCAGCACAUAA